CCGCUGCUUCUGUUUCUUGAAGAAAACUCUGUUGCUGCUGCUCACUCCACUCCAAAAUGAUGCAGGCAUAUAUACAUUCAUUCGGUAAUCGGCUUAGCCAUCGAAUUAAUUCAAGCUCAGGAUCAAGCACACCAUAGUUCUCACAGAUCAGUACAUAAAAAAUGCAACCGCAGGACGCCACCGAGGACAUCGUCAUUGCCGGCGCCGGCUUGGCCGGCCUCGGUGUUGCCCUGGGUCUCCACAGGAAGGGUGUUCGGAGCGUGGUGCUGGAGUCGUCGCCGGCGCUUCGAACAUCUGGGUUCGCGUUCAUGACAUGGACGAAUGCCUUCCGGGCGCUUGAUGCCCUUGGGGUAGGAGACAAGAUGAGGAGCCAGCAUGUGCAGGUUCAAGGGGUGCGUGUCAUGUCUUCCAUUACCGGCGAAGUAGUGCGAGAAAUUGACAUACGGGUGCAGGGAAAAUGCGGGCCGCACGAAGCCCGGUGCGUGCAGCGCAAUGUUCUGUUGCAGGCACUUGAAGAGGAGCUGCCGAGAGACACCAUCCGCUACUCCUCCAAGAUCGUUUCCAUCGACCAAGACACCGGCAGCGAUGCCAAGAUCCUCCAUCUCGCUGACGGCUCGACUCUCAGGGCGAAGGUUGUGAUCGGGUGCGACGGCAUCAACUCGGUGGUGGCGAACUGGCUGGGGCUCGCCAAGGCGUGCGACUCGGGGCGCAGGGCCACCCGGGGACAUGUCAAGUACCCUGACGGCCAUGGUUUCCAGCCCAAGUUCAUGCAGUUCACCGGCAAAGGCUUCCGUGCUGGUCUGGUGCCCUGCGGCGAGACAGACGUCUACUGGUUCUUGACAUGGUCUCCUUCCUGUCCAGAUGAUGACGUCGAGCAGAGUGCGGCGGCGAUGAAGCAGUUCGUGCUGACCAAGCUCAGGAGCAUCAACGCCCCUUCCGAGGUGCUGGACGCGGUGGAGAGGAGCCAGAUGAACGACGUGCUCGUGGCGCCGCUGCGCUACCGGCCGCCACUCUCGCUCCUGCUCGCGAGCAUCAGCAAGGGCAACGUGUGCGUGGCCGGCGACGCGCUCCACCCGACGACGCCCGACCUGGCGCAGGGCGCGUGCGCGGCGCUAGAGGAUGCCGUCGUCCUCGCGCGGUGCCUCGGCGACUCCAUCGUCGGCGACGGGAGUGAGAGUGUCGAUGCCGCUCUGCUCAAGUACGCCGGGAUCAGGCGGUGGAGGAGCGCCCAGCUGAUCGCGGCGUCCUACAUGGUCGGGUGCGUGCAGCAGAGCGAUCACGCGAUCGUGAGGUUUGUGCGGGACAAGUUGCUGUCCGGGGUGCUCGCCAAGGGGCUCCUCAUGAUGCCGGACUACGACUGCGGAACGCUCUGA
Molecule: messenger RNA, 1373 nt
Organism: Lolium rigidum
Lineage: Eukaryota; Viridiplantae; Streptophyta; Magnoliopsida; Poales; Poaceae
Product: monooxygenase 2-like
Exons: 5
Coding region: 162-1373 (403 amino acids)
Molecular function (GO): FAD binding
Source: RefSeq, a predicted model, not a curated record